AUGUGGGGGCCUGUGCUGCUGGUGUCCUGCUGCUGGCUCCUGGGGGCCAAUGCACAACCAGAGGGCCUGAGCUUCGCCGUGGUGGCAGACUGGGGUGGUGUCUCCUUCCCCCCGUACUACACCCAGCACCAGGCCGCCGUGGCUGAGGAGCUGGCCAGCCUGAGUCAGGAGCAGGGCCUGGACUUCAUCCUCAGUCUGGGGGAUCACUUCUACAUGGAGGGGGUCCGGGACGAGCACGACCCCCGCUUCAAGCACACCUUUGAGCAGGUGUACCAGCAGCCCGCCCUGCAGAGCGUGCCCUGGUUCCUGGUGUCAGGGAACCAUGACCAUCGAGGGAACGUGUCUGCGCAGAUCCACUACUCCAACCUCUCACAUCGAUGGAAUUACCCGAGCCUGUACUACUCUCUGCUGUUUCCUGUGGGCGGAUCUAACACCUCUCUGACCGUGCUGAUGAUUGACACGGUGGUCCUCUGUGGGAACACGUGGGACCAGGACCAACCCGAGGGCCCGGAGAAUCCAGCAGAGGCGGAGCAGCAGUGGGACUGGAUCCAGAGCCAGCUGCAGAGUGCACGGUCAGACUACGUGCUGGUAGCUGGGCACUACCCGGUCUGGUCCAUUGGGCACCAUGGACCCACUUCCUGCCUGGUGGACAGACUCCGUCCUCUACUAAAGAAGUACAGAGUGAGCGCCUACGUGAGCGGGCAUGACCACAACAUGCAGUUCAUCCAGGAGCAGGACGGCUCUGCGUUCUUGGUCAGUGGCAGUGGAUCCAUCUCCUGUCAGGACCUGUCCCACCGCAGCAGCGUCCCCGCAGCCUGGCAACGCUUCUCCAGCCCUGUCAAUCAAACCGAAGCGGGUGUGGCUUACUUCCAGCUCCGCCCAGGUCAUAUGGUGGCCAGUUUCAUGCAACCGGACGGAAAGUGUGUGUUCCAGGACCAGCUACCCUCACGGGGCCGGCACUAG
Molecule: messenger RNA, 963 nt
Organism: Knipowitschia caucasica
Lineage: Eukaryota; Metazoa; Chordata; Actinopteri; Gobiiformes; Gobiidae
Source: the annotation of a GenBank genome assembly